Messenger RNA from Lottia gigantea (owl limpet), 771 nucleotides. RefSeq lists its product as hypothetical. The transcript is spliced from 3 exons. The coding region runs from base 1 to 771 and encodes 256 amino acids. The record is from RefSeq and is a predicted model, not a curated record. NCBI's taxonomy places the organism in Eukaryota, Metazoa, Mollusca, Gastropoda, Lottiidae.
AUGGCAAAUAAAAUACUAGAUCCAAUCUUUAGAUUAUACGAUCCGAUUCGUUAUUCGUUUAACAAGAAAAAAGAGGAUUAUAUUAUCAUCUCACCGACUGUUGGUUCUAAAUCCCAAUUGAAUGAUGGUGAAGCUGCUGCUACAAAAGAGGCCGAAGAAAAGAAAGCAGCCGAAGAACAAAGACACAAUUUAGCAUUGGAAAAGUUGGCAGCAGAGGUUGAAAAACCUAAAUCGGAAAAGAAAGGUUCAGGAGUGGGAGAUAUGAUAGUGACAAUGAAAGAAUUUGGAAAAAUAUUUAGUGAAGAAACCAAGAAAACUGUUAAACAAGGAUUAAAUAAAUUAGUAGAUAGUAUUGACAAAGGAGAAAUCAAAGUCAAACAUAAGGAAAUAUUUCCUAAUAACCCAAUGCUCAUGUGUAUAUGCGGUAGUUCCGGUUCUGGGAAAACUCAUCUCACUUUUAACAUGUUGACUACACCAAACCUUUUAGACUUCGAUUCUCUGUAUAUCUACACAACAACACCAGAGCAAUCGUAUUAUCAAUUUCUCAAAGCUUUAGAAUAUCUACCAAAGAAAGAUGUUCAAGACCUAUUUCAAUAUUACGAAGAACACGAAGAAGAAGUGGAAAUAAAAGAUAUCAUAGAUAACUACAUCGAAGGAAAGAAUCCAACGGAUAUAAAAGUUUUUCUUACGAAAAAUGUCAAUGAUCUAGACUUGUCUAAUAUUGAUAGCAAACGAAAGAACUUAAUAUUGUUUGACGUUGCCAAGAAAUAA